UGCAGGUAGCUUCUGAUCCUUGUGUAGUGAAUAUUGAAGGUGUAAUAUUUGCUAUCUCCGCAACUGAUAUUUUGUUUCAUAUGGGAAAAGAAGAAAUAUCUCAUGGACAGAUGCCAGAUCGAUUGGGAAGAUUAUGUAGUCACAUACUAACACAGAGACACUUUUAUCCAUUGUAUCCUCCUAAUGAAGAAGUGAACAUUGAGUAUCUGCAUUAUGAGGCAAAUGCUGGACUUCCUGUUAUGCCCCACGUCCUUCUCCUUCCAUCAGAUUUUAGGUACUUUAUUAAGGAUGUAAAUGGUUGCUGUUGCAUCAAUCCUGAGAGAUUAACAAAACAUUCUAGUGGUGGAACAUUUGCAAGAAUGAAAAUAAAUCGCAUAGAUGAGAAAAUAUAUGCCGAAAAACAUUCUAUUAUUGACUAUGUUAAGGCAGAAAUUGUCAAAAUAUAAAUAUACUUCUCUCCAUGUAUAUGCUUUUGGUAUGUAUAUGAUCCAUGUUAUGCCUAUGCAAGUUCUUAAUAAAUAUCUAUAUUUUAUUA
This is a messenger RNA of Parasteatoda tepidariorum (common house spider), 535 nucleotides long. The record is from RefSeq and is a predicted model, not a curated record. NCBI's taxonomy places the organism in Eukaryota, Metazoa, Arthropoda, Arachnida, Araneae, Theridiidae.